GCUCCCCAGUCAUUCAGCCCGCGCCCGGGUUCCGGCCCCGGGGGGUCUCGGUUCCGGGUGCGCUGCCCGGGUUCCCGGCCCCCGCGGGCGUGUGGGGUCGGGGCUAGCCGGCCCCGCCGCCCGAGCGCCCCCCAUGGAGUCCCAGUGCGACUAUGCCAUGUACUUCCCGGCCGUGCCGCUGCCGCCGCGCGCCGAGCUGGCGGGCGACCCGGGCCGGUACCGGGCGCUGCCGCGGCGGAACCACCUCUACCUGGGCGAGACGGUCCGCUUCCUGCUGGUGCUGCGCUGCCGCGGCGGCGCCGGCGCCGACUUGGGCGCCCGCGGGGCCUGGGCCGAGCUGGCCAGCGCCCUGGCCGCCCUGGCCUCGGUCAGCGCAGGCGGCGCCGGCGAGCCGGAGGCCGAGCCCCCCGGGGCCGGGGACCCCGGCGGGGGAGCGUUGUUUCGCGGUUGCAGCCCCCUGCUCACCCACGGCCCUGGCCCGGCCGCCUCGGGGGCAGCGAGCACGCUGCCGGUGGAGGAGCCGAUCGUGUCCCCGGACGAGGUCAUUUUCCCGCUCACCGUUUCCCUGGACAGGCUGCCCCCCGGGACGCCCAAGGCCAAGAUCGUCGUGACGGUGUGGAAGCGGGAGGUCGAGGCACCCGAGGUCAGAGACCAAGGCUACCUGCGCUUGCUGCAGACCCGCUCUCCUGGGGAGACCUUCCGGGGGGAGCAGAGCGCUUUUAAGGCCCAAGUGAGCACUCUGCUGACGCUGCUGCCGCCUCCCGUUCUGAAAUGCCGCCAGUUCACUGUGGCCGGAAAACACUUGACCGUGCUCAAGGUGCUGAACAGCUCCUCCCAGGAGGAGAUCUCCAUCUGGGACGUCCGCAUCCUUCCCAACUUCAAUGCCAGUUACCUCCCCGUCAUGCCCGACGGCUCCGUGCUGCUGGUGGACAAUGUCUGUCACCAAUCUGGGGACGUCUCCAUGGGCUCCUUCUGUCGGCUCCCUGGGACCUCCGGCCGCUUCCCCUGCCCACUUAGUGCCCUGGAGGAACACAACUUCCUGUUUCAGCUAAGAGGGGGUGAGCAGCCCCCUCCAGGGGCCAAGGAGGGCCUGGAAGUCCCCCUGAUUGCUGUGCUUCAGUGGUCCACCCCGAAACUACCCUUCACCCAGAGCAUCUACACCCACUACCGCCUGCCCAGCAUCCGCCUGGACCGCCCGUGCUUUGUGAUGACCGCUUCCUGUGAGUCCCCUGUCCGGACCUAUGAGCGCUUCACCGUCACCUAUACGCUGCUCAACAAUCUCCAGGACUUUCUGGCCGUGAGGCUCGUGUGGACCCCCGAGCACGCCCAGGCUGGGAAGCAGCUGAGUGAGGAGGAGCGUCGCGCCAUGCAGGCGGCCCUGGACGCCGUGGUGUGCCACACGCCCCUCAGCAACCUGGGCUUCUCCCGGAAGGGCAGCGCGCUGACCGUCAGCGUGGCCUUCCGGGCUCUGCGGGCCGGGCUCUUUGAGCUGAGCCAGCACAUGAAGCUGAAGCUGCAGUUCACGGCCAGCGUGUCCCACCCACCCCCCGAGGCCCGGCCCCUGUCGCGCAAGAGCAGCCCCAGCAGCCCCGCGGUCCGCGACCUGGUGGACAGGCACCAGGCCAGCCUGGGCCGCUCCCAGUCCUUCUCCCACCAGCAGCCGUCCCGCAGCCACCUCAUGAGGUCGGGCAGCGUCAUGGAGCGCCGGGCCAUCACGCCGCCCGUGGCCUCGCCCGUGGGCCGCCCCCUCUACCUGCCCCCCGACAAGGCCGUGCUCUCUCUGGACAAGAUCGCCAAGCGCGAGUGCAAGGUCCUGGUGGUGGAGCCCGUCAAGUAGAGCCACCAGCCCCACACCGGCACUGCCAGAGACGUAAUGCCCCCCCGCCCCCCCGGGCUCCUUGUUCUGGUGGGGGGGGGGUUGUUGAGGGGGACGCAGAGGGCGCCCGUGGCCGUCUGUCUGUGUCUGCUGCUGAUGGCGAGGGACGAAGCUGUGAAUCACACACUCCAGUGCACUGCCCACUAGGCCAACAGUAUUUCCCCAACUUCUGGGGGGGCUGGCCCCACCCCUCGGCCAGGGCAGGGGCUCCGGGAGCCCCCACACACUCCCCGCCUUUCCCCAACUCUUAAGUUUACAAAGUACAUCCCUCGCCUUUCCCGCCUCUGACAUUCCCGCCGCGGGGCCGAGAGCAGGGGGUGGUGAGCCGGUGAGGGGUCCCCAGCGGUGGCCGUCCUGUCUCAGGGCAGUGGGGGGAGCAGGGGGCCCCUCCUGUUUACGUUUGCAGCCUGAAGCACUUUAAGUUGUGGGUUUCGUUCUUUUUCCGCGUCCGUUUGUUCCUGUAACUUAUUCUCCAGCGACGGCUUCACCCCACACCGGAUCAUUAAAGCCUGUUCGGGAGCCAGA
Sorex araneus (European shrew) is the source of this 2401-nucleotide messenger RNA. RefSeq names its product trafficking protein particle complex subunit 14 (gene TRAPPC14). Gene Ontology annotation, cellular component: TRAPPII protein complex. Gene Ontology annotation, biological process: cilium assembly. The transcript has 11 exons. The record is from RefSeq and is a predicted model, not a curated record. Gene Ontology annotation, molecular function: alpha-tubulin binding. Bases 134 to 1837 code for a protein of 567 amino acids. Lineage: Eukaryota; Metazoa; Chordata; Mammalia; Eulipotyphla; Soricidae.